Messenger RNA from Mizuhopecten yessoensis (Yesso scallop), 1416 nucleotides. RefSeq names its product extensin-1-like. The record is from RefSeq and is a predicted model, not a curated record. The coding region runs from base 1 to 1416 and encodes 471 amino acids. Lineage: Eukaryota; Metazoa; Mollusca; Bivalvia; Pectinida; Pectinidae. The transcript has 2 exons.
AUGAACAAGAACAUCCAACUCUGGCCCAGACCCGAGACAAAAUGGUAUGAAACAGACAUAGACCCUCUACCUGUCGAGUAUGUGAUCCCCUGGUCCUACACAGACAUAGACCCUCUACCUGUCAAGUAUGUGAUCCCCUGGUCCUACACAGAAAUAGACCCUCUACCUGUCAAGUAUGUGAUCCCCUGGUCAUACACAGACAUAGACCCUCUACCUGUGAAGUAUGUGAUCCCCUGGUCCUACACAGACAUAGACCCUCUACCUGUCAAGUAUGUGAUCCCCUGGUCAUACACAGAAAUAGACCCUCUACCUGUCAAGUAUGUGAUCCCCUGGUCCUACACAGAAAUAGACCCUCUACCUGUCAAGUAUGUGAUCCCCUGGUCCUACACAGACAUAGACCCUCUACCUGUCAAGUAUGUGAUCCCCUGGUCCUACACAGACAUAGACCCUCUACCUGUCAAGUAUGUGAUCCCCUGGUCCUACACAGACAUAGACCCUCUACCUGUCAAGUAUGUGAUCCCCUGGUCCUACACAGACAUAGACCCUCUACCUGUCAAGUAUGUGAUCCCCUGGUCCUACACAGACAUAGACCCUCUACCUGUCAAGUAUGUGAUCCCCUGGUCCUACACAGACAUAGACCCUCUACCUGUCAAGUAUGUGAUCCCCUGGUCCUACACAGACAUAGACCCUCUACCUGUCAAGUAUGUGAUCCCCUGGUCCUACACAGACAUAGACCCUCUACCUGUCAAGUAUGUGAUCCCCUGGUCCUACACAGACAUAGACCCUCUACCUGUCAAGUAUGUGAUCCCCUGGUCCUACACAGACAUAGACCCUCUACCUGUCAAGUAUGUGAUCCCCUGGUCCUACACAGACAUAGACCCUCUACCUGUCAAGUAUGUGAUCCCCUGGUCCUACACAGACAUAGACCCUCUACCUGUCAAGUAUGUGAUCCCCUGGUCCUACACAGAAAUAGACCCUCUACCUGUCAAGUAUGUGAUCCCCUGGUCAUACACAGACAUAGACCCUCUACCUGUCAAGUAUGUGAUCCCCUGGUCCUACACAGACAUAGACCCUCUACCUGUCAAGUAUGUGAUCCCCUGGUCCUACACAGACAUAGACCCUCUACCUGUCAAGUAUGUGAUCCCCUGGUCCUACACAGACAUAGACCCUCUACCUGUCAAGUAUGUGAUCCCCUGGUCCUACACAGAAAUAGACCCUCUACCUGUCAAGUAUGUGAUCCCCUGGUCCUACACAGACAUAGACCCUCUACCUGUCAAGUAUGUGAUCCCCUGGUCCCACACAGACAUAGACCCCCUAUCUGUCGACUUUGUGGUCUCCCAUAAUAGUGAAACAUACAUGUUAGAAAAAUUCCAGUCUAAUGACUUCAGAUGCUUGUUAUCUACAUUGUCUUCAUAA